AUGGGAGCAAGCUCUUUCUCGCAAGGAUCGACGGUCGUUCAAAAGAAUAUCGGAAAUACUCGGGUAGCAUUCUAUGCAUCAACGUGGCUUGUAUUGGUGAUAGGUCUUUCGUUUAUCAAUAAGGGAGUAUUUAAAUGGACGGGGUUCAAGUAUCCAGUGUUGUUAUCAACGGUUCAUAUGGUGGUGAAUUGGAUAUUGUCCGUGCUGGUAUGGAAGAGAAUAGGAACGAGUAGUACUUCUGAAGAAUCAUCAUCAACUGAAAAAUCGAAAAACAGUGGACGAUUGAUCAUGUAUUUUUCAUUGUUGUUUGUGUUGAAUAUUGCCUUCGGAAACAUGAGUGUGAAAGCAGUGAAUUUAUUAUUGAGUCAGGUGUUUAGGUCCUCAAUGCCAAUAUUUAUCAUGAUUUCGUCUAUUAUUUUGAAAGUCGGAAAUAGACCAUCAUUGAAUGUCAUUUUGACAGUUUUGCCAAUAAUUGUUGGAGUUUAUUUAACAUGUCAACAAGGUAAUUCUGCACAAGCAGCAAAGAAGGCAGACCAAGAGGAUGUAAUUAAUUGGAAAUCACUCAUCAUUCUCCUCACAGGAAAUAUCAUGUGUGCUCUCAAAACCACCCUUACCAACAAGUAUUUGAAUCAAUAUCAAUUACAUCCAAUUUAUUUAUUGAGCCAAUUAUCUAUGUGGAGUUCAUUUGGAAUGUUUGCAUUGGCAUGUAUGCUUGGAGAAGUGAGUGAUCUCUUUUACAACAAUUGGAGCAUUCUUUACAACGUGAACACCAUCGCAUUCGUGCUUACAAGCGCAUUUGUUGCAUUUUUAUUGAAUCUAUUUAAUUUCUUGGCUAACUCCUCGACUAGCCCUCUUACCAUGGGAAUUUUGGGUCUCGUCCAUCAAAUCAUGACUGUUUAUUUGAGCACAAUUGUUUUUGAUACUCCACUCACCUCAACAAACAUUAUUGGUAUUUGUUUGGCAAUGGUUGGAAGUGCUCUCUAUACUUUUGUCAAGUAUAAGGAACAAUUUAAACCAAAGGCACCAUAG
This is a messenger RNA of Naegleria lovaniensis, 1029 nucleotides long. RefSeq lists its product as uncharacterized. The record is from RefSeq and is a predicted model, not a curated record. The transcript has 2 exons. Gene Ontology annotation, cellular component: Golgi apparatus. Lineage: Eukaryota; Heterolobosea; Eutetramitea; Acrasida; Naegleriidae. Gene Ontology annotation, molecular function: antiporter activity. The coding region runs from base 1 to 1029 and encodes 342 amino acids.